AUGAGAAGGAGUCCAGUGGUUAGUGCAAAAUACGUGAAACUCCUCGUUGUCGGUGGAGGUGCCGGUGGUCUUGGAGCCGCGAGUAAAUUCGCUCGAAAGCUGCCACGUGGCAGUGUCGCCAUAGUAGAACCCCAUGAAGAUCACUACUAUCAACCUGGUUUCACUCUUGUCGGUGGUGGUCUAAUGACAUUGGAAGCGAAUCGAAGAAAACAGGAAACAUUGAUUCCGAGUAAUGCGGAAUGGAUUAAGAAUGAGGUGGUGUUGUUCACACCCACUCAGAAUGCAGUGACAUUGAAUGGUGGAGAGGAUAUCAUUUACGAGUAUAUGAUUGUGGCAAUGGGGGCACAUUUGAGAUUUGAUAAGAUAAAAGGAGCACUUGAGGCGCUGGAAACCCCUGGCGUCUGCUCCAACUACUCUCCAUUCCAUGUGGAGAAACACUACAAGGAGGUUAUGAAUUUUAAGGAAGGAAACGCUAUCUAUACCUUUCCGGAUGCCCCUAUAAAAUGUGCAGGAGCACCACAGAAAGCGUGUUAUAUUACUGAUUCAAUCCUCCGGCAACGAGGAGUUCGAGAUAAGGCACAUCUGAUUUAUGCGACUAGUUUGAAGAGGAUAUUCGGAGUGGACAGUUACAUAAAACCUUUGGAAAAGGUUGCUGAGGAGAAAAAUAUUGAUGUGAGAACCAGAAGAAAUCUGAUUGAAGUGGAUACGUCUAGCAAGUCAGCCACUUUUCAAAUAUUGGAUGAAGAUGGAAUAGCAACUGAGGAAACGGAGAAAAUUGAGUACUCUCUCCUUCACAUCGGACCGCCUUGCUCAGCACCGAAAGCUCUUCGGAAAUCACAAUUUGCUGAUAGAACUGGAUUUAUGGAUGUGGACGAUGCGACUUUGCAGUCCAAACGCUUCCCAAACGUAUUCGGUGUCGGUGACUGUAUGAAUACACCAAAUGCCAAAACAGCAGCGUCAGUCUCUUCACAACUCAAAGUUUUGGAUGAGAACUUAUCACUGGUUAUGCAGGGAAAGAAGCCGUACAUGAAGUACGACGGAUACGCGUCCUGUCCACUGGUAGUCAGUCGACACCGUGCGAUUCUAGCUGAAUUCAACCCGGAUGGACCAUUGGAAACGACUCCAUUUAAUCAGAAGAAACCGUCGUUCUGGGCGUACUGGUUGAAGAGACACUUCAUGCCGUAUUUAUAUUGGAACGGGUUGAUUAAAGGAUUCUGGAAUGGACCGGCGCCGAUGAGGAAUUUCAGUCGAUUGGUGAAAUCUGAUAGUAAAUAA
Messenger RNA from Caenorhabditis remanei, 1275 nucleotides. RefSeq lists its product as uncharacterized. The transcript is spliced from 8 exons. The coding region runs from base 1 to 1275 and encodes 424 amino acids. Lineage: Eukaryota; Metazoa; Nematoda; Chromadorea; Rhabditida; Rhabditidae. Gene Ontology annotation, molecular function: sulfide:quinone oxidoreductase activity; FAD binding. Gene Ontology annotation, cellular component: mitochondrion. The record is from RefSeq and is a predicted model, not a curated record.